AAAUGGAGCCUUCCAGGCCUCUCAAUUCUAGUCACCUCAGAAGACUCCCUUGGACACUCCCUGCGCUGGCCUCCCUCCACACCCUGAAAGUUUUUAUCUGACCAGAAUGUGCCCUUGAACUCUGACAAUGCCGCUAGCCUAUCUAAACAGAGGAUGGAGAAGGGUUUGUGUUAAACUAUCCUAGAGGUCAAAGAUGAAAUGUACAUUCAUUGGGCCACCCACUUUUGCUUCUGGCCUUGCCUGCCACUAGUAUGUGGUCCUUGGACAGUGGUCAAAAAGGGUUAGAUAAAGGGCUAAGAUAGGUUGCCCAUCCCUGCUGCGUGCCUGUGGCAUAGAAUUGAGAAAUGUCCUGAUUUUGAUCAUGAUAGGGAAAUUGCUAUAAUGUUUUAAAUUUAAAACAUGCUUUUGCAGGGGCAAGGAAAUAUCCAGAAUGUUUAAAACAACACUACAAGCAAGCAGCUGUGUUGGUCCUUCAUUAAUAAUAAAAAAGUAACAAUAACAUUUGAGGACCUAUUAAUGUUGUAAACAGCUUUUAUUAAGCUGUGUAUGUGCUUAAUCUUUAAAGCCCAUUUGAAAUUCUUACUCCAAAGAGUUCUGGGCACUGUAGUUUGUCAAGGGUUGUUCAGAAUUGUAACUCUGUGAUCCUAAAAGUAGAAUUAAAAAUGAGAUGCUGUCCUUUGGGUUUUUGACUGCCAGGCUUGGUUGACUUGAUACAUGUUAAAUGCAGCUGGCUAUGCACCAUCCAUGCACCAUCCUGCUAUGAUGACAUCCUUGUGUGUUGUUUCUACUGCAACAGGUAGAUAUUUGCACUGAAUACAGCUACUCCUCUGCAGCAUGUUCAUUGCUCUGCUUCCCAAAAAUAUUUUUAAAAGGAACUUAUCUCAGAUCAUUGUUCUCUUUCCCAGCCCCUAUUUGAUCCAGUUCCUUAACCACAUCUGUAUUAAUUCAGGACCUUCCAUUUCCCUCUUUACGGGGUUGAGGGCAGAGAAAGGAAGCAAGUAGAGGCAAGGUUAAAAAUAAAAACCCCCAAAGGAAAUACAGACAGAAAUGGAAAUGUUGAGGAGAAAAGAAUUCUGCAAUCUGCUGGGUGGUCGCACUACAGUGCCAUUACAUAUUGCUGAGUGUGUUUGCACUUGAGUGUGAAGCCAUGAGUCAGAGAUGCUCCGCCACUCAGCGGUGAAUGAUGUUUUUGAGGAGGGCUGCCGUUGGGAAAGCACAACUGCCCUGCAUCUCUUGUCGGGCAGAAGAAGACGAGGAAGAAAGCAUCUUGGCUGCCGUGGGGCUAGUUUUAUUUGUGUCAACAAAUGCUUGAUGACAGAAGUCGCGGAGGGCCAGCUGGAGAGAGUAUGAGAACUCUGCAGCAACAGAAAGCAGCAAGAGGAUGCCAUGCCAUCAAAUCUGUAAGCGUGGAACGGAUGUGCCUUCAAGAAUGGUAAGAUGAGCAUGGGGUGCAAUGAGGACAGCCACCCCAAUAGCCUACAUAAUUCCCUAUGAGGCUCACACCCACCCACACCUAAGUGAUUUUAGUUUCUUCCCAUCAUCCUUUGCCUCCCUGUCCAGCCAAGGCUGUCAAAAAGACACUGUGUGUGGUUGGUAGUUCCUCUUAGAACCAGAGUCCCUCGGCUAUCCAAUGACGACGGAACUCAUUGAAGAAGCUUCGUUGGGCAAUUUCUCCUAUGACAUUGAGCGUGGAGAAGAAAGUCCUGUCACCAGGGCCUUGGGCGCAGUCCUCCUCCUCAUGUGUCUCUUUGGGACAACGGGCAAUAUCUAUACGCUGGUGGUAGCAUUUGGUGGCAUGUCUGUUCGCUCGGCGGGUUCUUUGCGCAUCUACGUGGUCAACCUGGCCUUAGCCGAUCUGCUCUACCUUUCCACCAUCCCCUUUGUCGUGUGCACAUAUUUUGCCCAGGACUGGUUCUUUGGGGACGUGGGCUGCCGGUUUCUGCUCAGCUUGGACCUGCUGACGAUGCACGCCAGCAUAUUCCUGCUGACGGCCAUGAGCGUGGAGCGUUAUUGGGCCGUGACCAGACCGCUAAGGGCCAGGCAGGCUGGGAACAGCUACCGCAGGCUUGCUUGCGUUGCCGUGUGGCUCGUCUCGUCUUUUCUUACGGUGCCCAUGAUGGUCAUGAUCCAGCAGAGGGAAGGCAGGAGUGGAAAGCUCAUCUGCUUCCCCACGUGGACGCCUGGCGCUUUCCAAGUGUACCUCACGGUUUUGUUUGGCACGAGCGUCCUUGGGCCUGGUUUGGUCCUGGGGGUGGUGUACUCCCGGCUUGUGCAGGCCUAUUGGGCUUCCACAAAAGUCAUGUGGUCACCUGUGGCGAGCAGGGCCCUGAAGCAGAAGCUGUUUCCCAGGAUCUUCAGCAUCAUCGUCGCCUACUGGGCCUGUUUUGUACCAUUCUGGGCCUGGCAACUCACCAAGCUGUACUGGCCAGAGGACUUGGAGAUUGGGCCGACCGCCCAGGCUUACCUCAACUUUGGCGUUACCUGCUUGACCUAUGGCAACAGCUGCGUCAACCCUUUCCUGUAUACCUUGCUCACCAGGAAUUACCGCGAGUACAUGGCUGCUCAGGGCGGAGAAAGGCCACGUAGGAGGCAUGCUUUCUUCAAGAAGAAAACGCAUGAAAUGCCCCAAGCAGAACAUGUGUCUGUGGCAGAGGGAGGAGGGCUGGGAUAAAGGAGGCAAAGGGUGGCCACCAAUAAUCUACCCCAAGGAUGCCUUUGUGUCUGCCUGCACAGCUGGGCUUAGCCUUGGAGAGCAGCAGUAGUAGCAAGAUGGGGAACAGUGACUGCAGACUUCACUCUGGGAACCUGCAUGUUUGCUUGUUCACACUAAACCAUCUUUUGGCUUAGUGUUGGGUUGUAACUGGGCCAUAGUGUAUAUCAGAGGUAGGAAACCUCUGUCCCAUGGGCCAGAUUUGGCGCACCAGGCCAUUUCCCCCAAACCACACUGACCCAACCUAUAGCUGCUGUUUGGCCUGGCUUCUAAUUUUUCUAUGCAAUUCUGUUUAACCUUAUUCUUUUCUGCAGAUCAGUUUUCCCUAAUGUACAGUUUUGUAUGUUAUUUUCACUAAUACAGUGGUACCUCGGGUUAAGUACUUAAUUCGUUCCGGAGGUCCGUUCUUAACCUGAAACUGUUCUUAACCUGAAGCACCACUUUAGCUAAUGGGGCCUCCCGCUGCUGCCGUGCCGCUGGAGUACGAUUUCUGUUCUCAUCCUGAAGCAAAGUUCUUAACCCGAGGUACUAUUUCUGGGUUAGUGGAGUCUGUAACCUGAAGCAUAUGUAACCUGAAGCAUAUGUAACCCGAGGUACCACUGUAUAUGUAUUUUUAUGCACACUUUACCCGAGUACAUACAUUAUGGCUGGAGAAGUGCCUUGCAAGAUUUGAAGCAGUGUAAGUCUCCAAGGUUGGCUGUGUCUUGAUGUUUGUGUUGUUUCAGAAAUUUCAAAUUGGGUAGGUUUGCCUUUAAAUGUGAACUGAACUGAAUUUCUCCCCAUUCCUACCUAUAGCUCCCUAUCGAGACAGUGAAUGCCAUUUGGAAAUCUUUGCUUUGCAGCUGUCCUGUAAUAAGUACAGCCAGAUCCGUAGCUGCAGUAAUCACAUAUCCUUCCCCUGUUGGCUCCUGUUUUCAUUUCUCUCUCCUUCAUCUGUUGCCUUCCUUGUGUUGACAGCUAGACUGUAAACCCUUUGAGGGCAGGGACCUCUCCUUUGAUUCUUCAGUUAAUUUAUACGGAGGAUGCUUUAAUAAUAGUAGCAACAAACAUUCUGUUCUCCCUCCACUCCCAAAUAAGCAUGUAUUGUAAUCCAUUUGCUAAUACAAGCAGCUUUAGUAGCCAGUGUAGGACAAAUUAUUGAGGACUAAAUGAAUGCAGCAUACAGGAGGCAGAAAAGAGAUUCCAGCAACAAUGUUAAGUGAGAGUGGGGAGGAAGGACUCAAGUGAUGAUCUUUGGUGCAAGAAUAGAUGUUUCAAAUACGGUACACAAAUGUCUCUAGUUUUAUCUGUGAAAUAUUGGCAUGGCAUGAUACCAGCUUAGCAGCAGCCAAAGAAGGAAUGUCUUAUGUGGCUGUAACAUACCUCAUAGCAGGAGAACUUCAGAAGGCAGGAAAAUAUGUGGAGAGAGAAGGGUUGGGAGGUCACACUUUCCUGUGACUAACGGAGUAGUUUGUAGAAUAUAACAAGGCCUUUAAAAAGUUGGUAGUUGAUCCACAGCAAGGUGAGUUUUUCUACUGCACACAUAUAAGUGCUUGUUGCACCAGAUCAAUGUACAUACAGGAUUUAAUAAGUUUUUAGUGCUUUAUAAACAUUAAGAAUAGUCGUCGGUAUUGUCCUACUGAAUGAAGAAAAGCAGAAUCCUUUGCAACUGUCUCAGCUGCAGACUGUUACUGUUUUGUGAGAGGGACUCAAUAACUUGUAGGUUCCUGAAAUCAGAAUGGAUUAAAGAGGUCUGCCACUCUGGUGCAACAAGGCCAGCUUUUUAAAAUAAAAUAAAAACUUUUUGUGGUUUGGAAAGCAACACCCCAGCUGUAACGGUUGUGCAGAGGAUGUGGUUUUGUCUGGCAUGCCUUUUCUAAACUCAGCAGUGCAGUGGCAGGGCAAGCACCACCAGCCACAUUCCCCUCCAAAAUGAUUCUGCUUGCCCUUUGAGAUCUGUGGAGGAGGUCUGUGUGGUGCAUAUGGGCAGGGCCUUUUCU
Messenger RNA from Podarcis raffonei (Aeolian wall lizard), 4689 nucleotides. Its product is annotated as urotensin-2 receptor-like. The transcript has a single exon. Gene Ontology annotation, cellular component: membrane. Gene Ontology annotation, molecular function: urotensin II receptor activity. Gene Ontology annotation, biological process: neuropeptide signaling pathway; regulation of blood pressure; blood vessel diameter maintenance. Bases 1631 to 2671 code for a protein of 346 amino acids. NCBI's taxonomy places the organism in Eukaryota, Metazoa, Chordata, Lepidosauria, Squamata, Lacertidae. The record is from RefSeq and is a predicted model, not a curated record.